Molecule: messenger RNA, 4839 nt
Organism: Astyanax mexicanus (Mexican tetra)
Lineage: Eukaryota; Metazoa; Chordata; Actinopteri; Characiformes; Acestrorhamphidae
Gene: pds5a
Product: PDS5 cohesin associated factor A
Exons: 34
Coding region: 254-4495 (1413 amino acids)
Biological process (GO): DNA repair; mitotic sister chromatid cohesion
Cellular component (GO): nucleus; chromatin
Source: RefSeq, a predicted model, not a curated record
GGAGUCGUUUGUGGGAGUGAACACAGCCCGGGCUCGGUGUUGUUGUGCUGCGAGGCGGCGUUGGGACCGACGGGGGCGCUGCGGCUCCAGGUUUCAGAACGAGGACAUCGGAACAGCGCUGCUGUGUGUGAAAGACAGGCAGCUUUGUGCCUAAACUCAAAAACCCCACAGUCCUGGAGCUGCCCAAUGAAUUAAAACAACUUGUUUGAGAGAGGCCGGUAUAGGACCGUGUGGGACAUCAGCGCUUGGCGGCAUGGAGUUCCCUCAGCAGCAGAGACCGCCGGGGGCGGACGGCAAGAUCAUCUAUCCGCUCGGAGUUAAGGAGAUAACGGACAAAAUCAGCAACGAUGAAGUGGUUAAACGGUUAAAGUUGGUGGUGAAGACGUAUAUGGAUAUGGAUCAGGAUUCUGAGGAGGAGAAGCAGCAGUAUCUGGCUCUGGCUCUUCACUUGGCUUCAGAGUUUUUCCUGCGGAACCCAAAUAAGGACGUCCGGCUGCUUGUGGCCUGCUGCCUCGCAGACAUCUUCAGGAUCUACGCCCCUGAGGCUCCAUACACCUCACAUGAUAAACUCAAGGAAAUUUUUCUGUUCAUCACGCGCCAGCUGAAAGGGUUAGAGGACACCAAGAGCCCACAGUUUAACAGAUAUUUCUACCUGCUGGAGAAUCUGGCAUGGGUGAAGUCCUAUAAUAUAUGCUUUGAACUGGAAGACUGUAAUGAGAUCUUCAUUCAGCUCUUUAAAACACUCUUCUCUGUCAUCAAUAACAGCCAUAACCAGAAGGUGCAAAUGCACAUGUUGGAUCUGAUGAGCUCCAUUAUAAUGGAGGGGGAUGGCGUCACUCAGGAGCUGCUGGACACUAUCCUCAUCAAUCUCAUUCCUGCACACAAGAACCUGAAUAAACAGGCGUAUGACCUGGCGAAGACGUUACUUAAGAGGACUGUGCAGACCAUUGAAACCUGUAUUGCUUCAUUCUUUAAUCAGGUGCUGGUGAUGGGUAAGUCCUCUGUGAGUGAUCUAUCCGAGCACGUGUUUGACCUCAUACAGGAGCUGUUCGCCAUUGACCCACUGUUACUGGUCUCAGUCAUGCCGCAGCUGGAGUUCAAACUGAAGAGCAAUGAUGGAGAGGAGCGACUGGCUGUGGUUAAACUGUUGGCUAAACUCUUUGGUGCUAAAGACUCUGAGCUGGCCACUCAAAACCGACCCUUAUGGCAGUGCUUUCUAGGAAGGUUUAAUGAUAUCCACGUACCUGUGAGAUUGGAAUGUGUGAAGUUUGCGAGCCACUGCCUCAUGAACCACCCAGACCUGGCCAAGGACCUUACAGAGUUCUUGAAAGUGAGGUCACAUGACCCUGAAGAGGCUAUUCGACAUGAUGUCAUUGUUACCAUCAUCAAUGCUGGGAAGAAGGACCUGAACCUGGUUAAUGACCAACUGUUGGGCUUUGUCAGAGAGAGAAUGUUGGACAAAAGGUGGCGUGUCCGUAAGGAGGCGAUGAUGGGCUUGGCUCAGCUCUAUAAGAAAUACUGCCUGCACCACGAGGCCGGCAAAGAGUCGGCCCAAAAGAUCAGCUGGAUUAAAGAUAAACUGCUGCAUAUAUACUACCAGAACAGCAUUGAUGACAAGUUGUUGGUGGAGAAAAUCUUUGCACAGUUCAUGGUUCCUCACAGUUUGGAGACAGAGGAGAAGAUGAAAUGUUUGUAUUACCUUUAUGCCUGCCUGGACACCAAUGCUGUAAAAGCACUAAAUGAGAUGUGGAAGUGUCAGAACAUGCUCAGAGGGCUUGUGAGGGAACUGCUGGACCUGCACAAACAACCUACGUCUGAAGCAAACACAUCAGCCAUGUUUGGGAAGCUCAUGACCAUCGCCAAGAACCUGCCGGACCCAGGAAAAGCCCAGGACUUCAUGAAGAAGUUUAACCAGGUUCUGGGUGAAGAUGAGAAACUGCGCCUUCAGCUGGAUCAGCUGAUCAGUCCAACCUGUUCGUGCAAACAGGCAGAGCAGUGCGUGAGAGAGAUAACACGCAAGCUCACGUAUCCUAAGCAGCCCACAAAUCCCUUUCUGGAGAUGGUAAAGUUCCUGCUGGAGAGAAUUGCCCCAGUGCACAUCGACUCUGAGGCCAUCAGUGCUCUGGUGAAACUUCUAAAUAAGUCCGUUGAGGGCACUGCUGAUGAUGAUGAGGAAGGUGUGACUCCUGAUGCUGCCAUUCGUGCUGGACUGGAGCUGUUGAAGGUUCUGUCCUUCACUCAUCCCACAGCGUUCCAUUCGGCCGAGACGUACGAGUCUCUGCUGCUGUGUCUGAAAAUGGAGGACGAUAAAGUAGCAGAAGCUGCUAUUCAGAUUUUCAGAAAUACAGGCCAGAAGAUCGAGAGCGAGCUGCCACAGAUCCGAUCGACUUUAAUCCCUGUCCUUCACCAAAAGGCUAAGAGGGGUACGCCGCACCAGGCCAAGCAGGCUGUACACUGCAUCCACGCCAUCUUUCACAACAAAGAAGUACAACUGGCACAAAUAUUUGAGCCACUGUCUCGCAGUCUGAACGCGGAUGUCCCGGAGCAGCUGGUCACUCCUCUGGUAUCUCUCGGUCACAUCUCCAUGCUGGCACCUGACCAGUUCGCCUCUCCCAUGAAGUCCAUUGUGGCAAAUUUUAUAGUGAAAGACCUUCUGAUGAAUGACCGAUCUGUGGGCAGUAAGAACGGCAGGCUGUGGACAGCUGAUGACGAGGUUUCUCCUGAAGUGUUGGCAAAGGUCCAGGCCAUUAAGCUUCUGGUCCGGUGGCUGCUGGGAAUGAAGAAUAAUCAGUCCAAGUCAGCCAACUCCACUCUGCGGCUGCUCUCUGCCAUGCUGGUUAGCGAAGGAGAUCUAACAGAGCAGAAAAAGAUCUGUAAAUCGGAUAUGUCUCGGCUAAGACUGGCGGCUGGCAGUGCCAUCCUGAAACUGGCACAGGAACCUUGCUACCAUGAUAUCAUCACACCGGAGCAGUUUCAGCUGUGUGGACUCGUCAUUAAUGACGAGUGCUACCAGGUGCGUCAGAUCUUCGCUCAGAAGCUGCACGUAGCACUGGUAAAGCUGAUGCUGCCGCUCGAGUACAUGGCUGUGUUUGCUCUGUGUGCUAAAGACCCUGUUAAAGAACGACGUGCCCACGCCAGACAGUGCCUGCUCAAAAACAUCAGCGUACGCAGGGAAUACAUCAAGCAGAACCCCACAGCACACGAGAAGCUCCUGUCCCUUCUGCCAGAGUAUGUAGUACCAUACAUGAUCCACCUGUUGGCACAUGACCCAGACUUCACCAAGCCACAGGACUUUGAACAGCUCAGAGACAUCAAAGAAUGUUUGUGGUUCAUGUUGGAAGUGCUGAUGACGAAGAACGAGAAUAACAGUCAUUCGUUUUUGAGGAAAAUGGUGGAGAACAUCAAACAGACAAAAGAUGCUCAAGCACCUGAUGAUCCCAAGGCCAAUGAGAAGCUGUACGUGGUUUGUGACGUGGCACUUUUCGUCAUCACAAAUAAAAGUACCUCCUGUCAUCUGGACUCGCCCAAAGACCCAGUGCUACCUACCAAGUUUUUCAGUCUACCUGAUAAGGAGUCCUGUAAUGAUAAGGAUUAUCUCUCUGCAGAGGCCAGAAAUGUUCUGCUCACUGGAAAAAUACAGCAACUGCCAAAGCAGACUGGAGUGCUGGGAGCAGUGAACAAGCCUUUAACCGUCACAACCGUUCGCAGACCGUACACAAAAACAACAGUCUCUGAAACAGGAAGCAACAUCAGCACCAACUCCCAGCCCAUCUCUCCUGCCACCACAAAAAACAGGGAAGUAUGUUCUGAAACGCCAGAAACGGGGGCAAGGGAGAACGAAGAGAAUCCACCGAUUGUCAAAGUAGAUGGAGGAAAGAAGGAGGAAGUGCCAGCGCCAGCUCAGGGCAGCGGGAGAAAGCGGAGUGUGCCUGUGAGCGACGGAACAGAAAACACUGUGGCCUCCAACCCUUCAGCAGGAUCUCAGCCUCCACCCAACAAACCCCGAAGAGGAAGACCCCCAAAAAACCCUGCAGCUGUGACCAACACGGAGAAAGAGGGCACAACUACAACGGGGGGAGGAGCCGGACGUGGUAGAAAGAGGGCGGUGCCCUCCCAGGACCCCACCUCCACAGCUUCGGCUGAACCAAUCAGUGGCAAGAUACCAAAACAAAAAGACGUAGAUUCCAAGAGAGCAGGGCAACAGAGGGUGGACUUACAGAGAGCCUUUCUUCAGAAAGCAGGGAGGUUAGGAAAAGCAGAUAGCAUGGAUGCAUGGCGUUGGAGUUUGAAUGGCAGUCAGGGAGAGACGGAGAGAGAGCUGGAGUCGAGCCCAGAGGGAUUUUUCUCCCUCACCCAGUUAGCCAAGGAUCAGGGGAAAAGCGCCAGCCAUUGGCAAGGGAUCAUCCCAUCCCAUCGCAGGAGGAGCAAUCCCAGCUCUAGCACAGAGCAGGGUGGACUGGCAGUAAAACGACGGCCUGCAAAAACGAGGCAGUAGACUCUCUUACUGCCAGGCAGACGACCCACCCCAUCCUACACUCAGCUCUUUUCCUCCUCCUCAUGCAGACCACAUACACAGACACAUACAGACACACACACACAGUUGUGCGUUUGCACAUGUUGACACGCCUGAACUUUUUUUUCGUAACUCUGACUUCAGACGAAUGAGGAUUAAUGUUAGAUUCGGUUGAGUCGAUGUUAUCAGUAUGUAGACUGAAAACCUGUUUCUUGUUUUGUAAUUUCUGUUCUUUGCCGAUGUUCGGAGCCACUUUUAAAAUGAUAUUUGGAAAAAAAAAAAACUUUAAUCUACUCUACGGUUGCUUAUUAAACGCCUGGAAAGAU